This is a messenger RNA of Spea bombifrons (plains spadefoot toad), 1160 nucleotides long. RefSeq names its product cell division cycle associated 8 (gene CDCA8). Lineage: Eukaryota; Metazoa; Chordata; Amphibia; Anura; Pelobatidae. Bases 116 to 958 code for a protein of 280 amino acids. Gene Ontology annotation, cellular component: chromosome, centromeric region; spindle midzone; chromosome passenger complex. The record is from RefSeq and is a predicted model, not a curated record. Gene Ontology annotation, biological process: mitotic sister chromatid segregation. The transcript is spliced from 11 exons.
GCGCACACCUCUCUUCUGGCGGUUGAAUUUGAAUUUGCUGUUCGGUUGAAGGUGCUGGGCACUGCCGGAAGACGGAGUAGAGCGGCCUGGGCGGGUUUUCUAGUUGUUAACAACCAUGGCACCAACAAAGAAACGAACCAACAGGGGGCAAAAAAAUCGUUCAGUGAAGAAUGAGAAGCUGGCUUCAUUCAUCAAGGACUUUGAUAGUCAAGUUAAGACUAUAGUUGAGGAGUUAAAGGCCAGUGUCACGAGCAAUCUGAAAGAAGUGGACAGUCUGUACAAUAUUGAACUAAUUAAACUACCACUGGCUAUAAGAGAGAUGUGUUGGCUUGAUUUCUUUGCUAAAGGUGGAAGUGAGAGAGCUUUGGAGGCAGCUACUACAGUAAAUGUUGACAUGGAUGAAAUAACAUCAAGCGUUUCCCAAACACCCUUUAAAUCUUCCAAGAAAGCAAAAAAACACAAGAUGGAGUCAAUUCAAGAUGACCUGGAAAACACCGCAUUAAAAAGUGUAUUAAGAACAAAAUCAAAGGCAAAAGUAUCUGCAAAGAAGCCUGCCACUGCAAGAAAGACCAGAGCUUCUGCAGCAAAUGUGGCAAACACCAGUAAGAGAGCAAGUAAAAGAAGUCGUGCCACACCAUCUACCAACAGAAUGGCAGACAGCUCAAUAUUAGGAGUCACUCCAAAGGUCACACCCAAAUUUGAUACCAGAGUGUUUAAAACGCCAGGGCUUCGGCCAGAGAAUGCGCAAGAGCCUGUUUACAGUUUAUCUGCCAAUGGCAGCCCAUUAGCAUCUUUAAACAAGGUGUUCCUCAAUGUGCCCACACUGGAAGGAAAAAAUAUCCGUCUGAUGGCCGAUGAUGUGAACAAUGUAGACCUCAGUCGUUUGGACCCUCAAGCGUAUGAAAAUAUUAAGCUGCUCACGAGUCAGCUUGAAAAAAUCUGCAAGAAGCUAAAAUGAAUGUCUGAUUUUAUUUUCGUUAUUUUCUUAAAUACUGUUUUUGCUGUAUAAUUUUGUAAAAUAUUUUAUGUGCUAUGUAUUUUAUUCUUAGUGAUGUAAUAUGCCAGGUUUUAGAAUUAUGGUGUGACCUAUAUCCCUGAUCUGUUUCUGCUUUAGCUUGUUGUCUUUCACUAAUAAAGCACACAUUAUCAGCUUGGCUAAA